GUCAUGGAUUGACGACGUCGCAAAGCCGGUGCUUCGCGCAAGCUUCGCCAUCGUGUGAGCCAUCUUCUACUCCAUGGCACCCCGCAUGUUCGGAUCUUCGUCCGGCAUACGAACCCCCGCCCCCGCCACCAGCCUCAACCCGGUCGUCGUCUGGAGUCGGUCCGAUCUUCCGGACCAGCUAUUUAGGGGAAAACCGGGUGCCCGAAGAAAAUACUGGAUGCAGUCGUAUGCGGUCGUGGGGACCCCGGUAGGUGUCGGGUCCGAUCAGGCCUCACACUGCAACCGAUUGCCAGAGACCGUCCGGCGGUCUGCGAGUUCCGCGCAGACGACGGCCGACUCGAAACUCGCACAGGGGUCGCAGGGUUCUGGCGGAGGUGGUCGUAUCGCAUCCGGGACGCGGGCAUCGUCGGGGGGGAAGGUGCGCGAUCGAUCGUGCCCGCGCCUGCAUGCGGGUUUGUUCGAGAACCGUGUAAAUCAUCACCCCUGUCUUGGCGGCUCGGGCCAAUGGUCGUUCUCUGCUUGUUCGGUUUCGUCCCUGUCUUUGGUCGCAAAGAGUUCGCAGAGAGAGACGAUAUCGCUCGCAGGGUCACUCAUCGUCGUCGGGUAGAUAGAACCAGCCUGGGAAUGACGUAGCUUACACACGCAGAAUACAUCCCACUUUCUGUCGUCCACGCCCGAAUAACCGACCCGGCCGACGAGUAUGGCACAUUCGGAAGAUCGAAACAUCCAGCGGAUGACGCCGGGGAGGAACUUGGAAGACCUAUUGUCGCACGUUCUCGACGGGGGCGGCCCAUGGGGUGCCGGCGCCCUUCUGCGACGCGUCCCUUACGCGACCCCUCCCCCGCCUCCUCGUACCUUCCCCGCCCUAUAAAACCGGGCCAUGGCCGUUCUUUGUCCUCCAGUGCAUCCGCAUUCUAUCGCCCUUCUCACCGCUCAAAUCUCGCCCUCUCCCUACCCUCUCGCUUCACAAUGGCUGGCGGUGGCGCCGUAUCAUCAGGUGCCGGCGUUGGCGAACACAUCCAAUCCAAGUCCAAGCUCGCCGGAGUCCUCAUCGUCGCGUUUGCCGCGUUCGGUGGUGUGCUCUAUGGCUACGACACCGGUACCAUCUCCGGUAUCAAGGAGAUGCAGAACUGGCUCUGCACGUUUGGCACCCAGCACUCCGACGGCACCUGUACCAUAGACUCGGGCCGGGAAUCGCUCGUCGUCUCCAUCCUCUCCGCUGGUACGUUCUUCGGUGCCUUGCUCGGUGCGCCCAUGGGCGACAUUGUCGGUCGCAAAUGGGGUAUCGUGUUCUCCUGCUUGGUCUUCUCCAUCGGUGUCGCUAUGCAAACCGCUGCGACUCAAAUCGCCCUCUUCGUCGUCGGCCGCGUCUUCGCCGGUCUCGGCGUCGGUCUCAUCUCAACCCUCGUCCCCAUGUACCAAUCGGAAUGUGCACCCAAGUGGAUUCGUGGCGCUGUCGUGUCCGGCUACCAAUGGGCCAUCACUAUCGGCCUUCUCCUCGCCGCCAUCAUCAACAAUGCCACCAAGAACCGCGCGGAUCACUCCUCCUACCGCAUCCCCAUCGCCAUUCAGUUUAUCUUUGCCGCCGUCCUUUCCGGCGGACUUGCCCUUCUGCCUGAGUCUCCCCGUUGGCUCGUAAAGAAGGGCCGCCACGCCGAGGCCGCUGCCGCUCUCGGUCGUCUCACCUCCGUCUCGGCCGACGACAUCGCCGUUCAGCUCGAGAUCGCCGACAUCCGCGCCAACCUGGAAGCGGAGACCGCCCUCGGCGAUUCGUCGUAUCUGGACUGCUUCCGCGGCCAGGGCAACAAGAUCGGUUUCCGCACGUUCACGGGUAUCGCAAUCCAGGCGCUCCAGCAGCUCACCGGCAUCAACUUCAUCUUCUACUACGGUACCACGUUCUUCAAGAACUCCGGUAUCAAGGACGCCUUCAUCAUCACCAUUGCGACCAACGUCGUGAACGUCGGCAUGACCGUUCCCGGAAUGUGGGGUGUCGAACGCUUCGGGCGUCGACGCCUGCUCCUCAUCGGCGCUAUCGGCAUGUGCAUAUGUGAAUACCUCGUCGCCAUCAUCGGUGUCACAGUUUCCGUGAACGAUCACGCCGGCCAGCAAGCCCUCAUCGCCCUCGUCUGCAUCUACAUCGCCUUCUUCGCAUCUACGUGGGGUCCUAUCGCAUGGGUCGUUGUCGGCGAAAUAUACCCCCUCAAUAUCCGUGCCAAGGCGCUGUCUAUGGCUGCCGCCUCCAACUGGCUCUGGAAUUUCGGCAUCGGCUACGCCACCCCCUACCUUGUCAACAAGGAAGCGGGCUCUGCCGGCCUCGAGUCCAAGGUGUUCUUCAUCUGGGGCUCAACCUGCUUGUGCUGCAUCAUCUUCACCUACUUCUGCAUACCCGAGACCAAGGGUCUCUCCCUCGAACAAGUCGACAUCCUUUACCAGAACACGACUCCGCUCCGCUCUAUUGCUUACCGCAAGCAGAUGCUCGAGAACGACGUUCACGCCUCGGAUCCUCACGCACUCGACAAGAUUCGCCACGAGCACAUCGAAGAGAAGGUUUAAUCAAUACGUUACUCGGAACGUCAACAAGACAAAAUGUACUAUUAGCACAUCAUAUCCCGCGCGACAGCUGUUGUACUUUAAAUUUUAUUACAUCCGGAAUAAUAUCAGGAGCAUGAUUCCCCAAC
Molecule: messenger RNA, 2678 nt
Organism: Punctularia strigosozonata HHB-11173 SS5
Lineage: Eukaryota; Fungi; Basidiomycota; Agaricomycetes; Corticiales; Punctulariaceae
Product: MFS monosaccharide transporter
Exons: 5
Coding region: 970-2553 (527 amino acids)
Biological process (GO): transmembrane transport; carbohydrate transport
Cellular component (GO): membrane
Molecular function (GO): carbohydrate:proton symporter activity
Source: RefSeq, a predicted model, not a curated record